CCUCCACGGCUGAUCCUGCCGGGCAGUCCCACAAUGCAGAGCGCAUGGCGCGUCAUUGGAGCGAGCCGACGAUGAUGGCGGCGGUCGGUGCACCAGAAGUGAUCACACAACUGGAGAGCGCUGCCAAAGUUUUAAUGGCACCGCCGUCCAUGGUCAGCACAGAGCAGAGGCAACACGCUGAACACGUAUUCCUCUCCUUCAGGAAGUCCAAAUCCCCGUUCGCCAUCUGCAAGCACAUCCUCGAGACCAGUAAGGUGGACUAUGUGCUAUUCCAGGCAGCCACGGCCAUCAUGGAGGCUGUUGUGCGGGAGUGGAUCCUGCUGGAGAAGCCCAGCAUCGAGUCCCUCCGGGCCUUCCUCCUCACCUACGUCUUACAGAGACCCAACCUGCAGAAGUAUGUCCGUGAGCAGAUCCUGCUGGCUGUGGCAGUCAUCGUGAAGCGAGGCUCCCUGGACAAAAGCAUCAACUGCAAAAGCAUCUUCCACGAGGUCGGCCAGCUCAUCGGCAGCGGGAACCCCACAGUGCAAACCCUGGCCUGCUCCAUCCUGACCGCUCUGCUCAGCGAGUUCUCCAGCUCCAGUAAGACCAGCAGCAUCGGCCUCAGCAUGGAGUUUCACGGCAACUGCAAGCGCCUCUUUCAGGAGGACGGCUUGCGUCAGAUCUUCAUGCUGACCAUGGAGGUGCUGCAGGAGUUCAGUCGCAGAGAGAACCUCAACGCUCAGAUGUCCUGCGUCUUCCAGCGCUACCUGGCUCUGGCCAACCAGGUCCUCAGCUGGAACUUCCUGCCCCCCAAUCUAGGGCGCCACUACAUCGCCAUGUUCGAGGCCACGCAGAACGUGACGCUGAAGCCUACGGAGUCCUGGAGGGAGGCGCUGCUGGACACCCGCGUCAUGGACCUCUUCUUCUCUAUACACAGGAAGAUCCGGGAGGACUCUGACAUGGCCCAGGACUCCCUCCAGUGCCUGGCCCAGCUGGCCUCCAUGCACGGGCCCAUCUUCCCAGACGAGAGCGCCCAGGUCUCUUAUCUGGCUCACAUGGUGGAGGGCCUGCUCAGUAUGAUCAACGGGAUUGAGAUCGAGGACUCGGAGGCGGUGGGCAUCUCCAACAUCAUCUCCAACCUGAUCACCAUGUUCCCCCGGAGUAUUUUAACGGCGCUGCCCAGCGAGCUCUUCACCUCCUUCAUCAACUGCCUCACGCUGCUCACCUGCUCGUUCGGACGCAGCGCCGCCCUGGAGGAGGUGCUGGAUAAAGACGACAUGGUGUACAUGGAGGCCUACGAUAAGCUGCUGGAGUCGUGGCUGACGCUGGUGCAGGACGAGGAGCACUUCCCCCGCGGCUGCUUCGUCCAGCCGGCCAUCCAGGUCUUUAACUCGUACAUCCAGUGUCACCUGGCCGCUCCCGACGGCACGCGCAAUCUGUCUGUAAACGGACUGGCGUCGCACGAGGAGGAGGAGAUCAACGAGCUGCAGGAGGAUGACAGAGAGCUGUUCUCAGACCAGCUGUCGAGCAUCGGCAUGUUGGGCCGCGUGGCUGCAGACCACUGCAUCCCCCUGCUCACCAGCCUGCUGGAGGACCGAGUGAACAGGUUGCACGGCCAGCUCCAGAGGACCCACCAGCACCUAAUGGCCUCAUCCGACCCGGGAUCAGUAGAUCGCAAGGUUCUGGAUGACCUGUACGAGGACAUCCACUGGCUGAUUCUGGUCUCAGGUUAUCUACUGGCAGACGAUCCUCAGGGUGAGACCCCGCUGAUCCCCUCAGAAGUCAUGGAGUUCUCCAUCAAACACUCAACAGAGGUGGACAUCAACACCACGCUACAGAUCCUCGGCUCCCCGGGAGAAAAGGCCUCCUCCAUCCCGGGCUGCAACCGCACAGACUCUGUCAUCAGGCUGCUGUCUGCAGUGCUGAGGAUCUCAGAGGUGGAGUCCAGGGCGACCAGAGCGAGCCUGACGGAGCUGCUGAGUCCGCAGAUGGGCAAGGACAUCGUGUGGUUCCUCAGGCGAUGGGCUAAGACGUACCUCCUGGUGGACGAGAAGCUCUACGAGCAGAUCAGCAUUCCUCUGAGCACAGCGUUCGGGGCAGACACCGAGGGAGCCCAGUGGAUUGUGGGAUACCUGCUGGAGAAGGUCAUUAACAAUCUGUCGGUGUGGAGCUCGGAGACGGAGCUGGCCAACGACACGGUGGAGCUGCUGGUGACGCUGGUGGAGAAGAGGGAGAGGGCCAACAUGGUGGUGCAGUGCGAGGGCUGGUGGAACCUGGCGAAGCAGUUCGCCAGCCGCAGCCCGCCCCUCCACCUGCUCUCCAGCUCCGUGCAGAGGUCCCUGAUGAAAGCUCUGGUCCUGGGAGGCUUCGCCAACAUGGACGCCGACACCAAGCAGCAGUACUGGGCUGAGGUGCUCCAUCCUCUGCAGCAGCGAUUCCUCAACCUCAUCAACCAGGAGAACUUUGCUCAGAUCAGCCAGGAAGAGGCUGUCAAGCAGGAAAUAGUCGCCACACUGGAGGCGCUGUGCGGCAUCGCAGAGGCAACGCAGAUAGACAACGUGGCGUCGCUCUUCUCCUUCCUCAUGGACUUCCUGUCCAGCUGCAUCGGCCUCAUGGAGGUCUACAGCAACACGCCUGAAACCAUCAACCUCAUCAUAGAGGUUUUUGUGGAAGUGGCCCACAAGCAGAUCUGCUACCUGGGAGAGACCAAGUCCAUGAAGCUGUACGAAGCCUGCCUGACGCUGCUGCAGGUCUACUCCAAAAACAACCAGAGCAGGAAGCGAAACGACGCCACGGCCGAGGAGGACCAGUACCAGGACCUGCUGCUCAUCAUGGAGCUGCUCACCAACCUGCUGUCCAAAGAGUUCAUAGACUUCAGCGAUAAUGACGAAGUGUUUCGAAGCCAAGAGCAGGGGACGCCGGCGUCGAGUCGGACCGUCUCUGCAGCGGACGUCGUCCUCUACGGAGUCAAUAUCGUUCUUCCACUCAUGUCUCAGGACCUCCUGAAGUUUCCUUCUCUGUGUAACCAGUACUACAAGCUGAUCACCUUCAUCUGUGAGAUCUUUCCAGAGAAGAUCCCACAGCUGCCCGAAGACCUUUUUAAGAGCCUCAUGUUUUCACUGGAGCUGGGAAUGACCUCCAUGAGCUCAGAGGUCAGUCAGCUGUGUUUGGAGGCUCUGUCUCCUCUGGCUGAACAGUGCGCCAAAAACCAGGAGAAGGACUCGCCCCUCUUCAUCGCCACCCGCCACUUCCUCAAGCUGGUGUUUGACAUGCUGGUGCUACAGAAGCACAACACGGAGAUGACGGUGGCAGCAGGGGAGGCGCUCUACACACUGGUGUGCCUGCAUCAGGCGGAGUACUCGGAGCUGGUGGAGACUCUGCUGUCCUCUCAGAGAGACGCCAUAAUCUACCAGCGGCUGGCCGACGCCUUCAACAAGCUGACGGCCAGCAGCACGCCGCCCACCAUGGACCGGAAGCAGAAGGUGGCCUUCCUGAAGAGCCUGGAGGAGUUCGUGGCCAACGUCGGCGGCCUCCUCUGCGUAAAGUAACCACUAAGAACCGACGCAGGCCUGGAUAACCCUGUCGUCCUGGAAAGCAACCAAUCAAAGACGCCCUCCGUGCCCCUCCCUCCCACCCUCUGCAUCGUACCUGGGAACUACGCUGAGUGGAGUCGGCUGGAAGCACGGCAGGAUCCCGCCGCCUCCCAGGGUCCUUUUCAGCUGAAUGUUUACCUUCUUUUCACCUGGGAUCUCUUUUUAAUGAUUUAUGUUUUAACCCCCCCCCCCCUCCGGUACAAUUACACCCACGGCACCUCAAGAGUUGCUGACGGCGAGGUGGGACAGCAGAGCAGAUGGACUCGGUGAGAGGCUCCUUCCCUGUCAGAGGUACGGCGCGCCGGCCGUCACGAUGAUGAGCGGCAGUGCAGGGGCUGGAGUCUGCUGGAAUGUAAACACACACUAAGGCUGAGACCCGAUGCCAUUAAUUAGAUUCUGGAUGUGAUGUAACGUUCUUAGUUCACCCCCCUCCCCCCCGGUUCUUCCCAGAGUGCCUUUGUUUUCUUGAUUGUGCGACGUGUGUAUGAAUGGAUCAUGUCAUGCAUCAAGUCCACCUAUAUAGACUGUGCCUACCGUGUGCCCAGAGUACAGCACUUCCACUCUGAAAUGCAUGAACAAAACCAGUCGUUGCCAGGACAACAGACGCGUGGCCAGCCCGGGCUGUCUUUGAGGUUUGUUCAACCACACAGCACAAGGGAGCGUUUGCUUGUCGGUGACCUCAGAAAACCAAAAUAAAGAGGCUGUGUACAUAUAUACAGUAAACCUAUAAGUGUAUGAUGUUCUCAACCUGGAGAUGUUCAUUUAAAGAUCACAGAUGACUGAAAUGUUUUUAUAUGCCAGUAGAGACGGCAGGUCGUGCGAGUUCGGCGAAAGAGGGAGCAACUUUUGCCACGUUGACCUUAGCGGUUUGAUAGUUUGAUUUUUUUUUUUCUAUUUGGAGUAUAGUUGACCUAUCAGCUCCUCUGCGCCUUACACAGACGGAGGUGUGGUCUGCGAGGCGCAGCAGGUUCCUUUUUCUACAGCAGCGCAUCCACAGCACGACUCCUCAGACAAAACACUGGAUUAUAGACUGUUGGAAGGGAAGGAAAGCAAUAACUUACCAAAUAAAAAGGAGCCAGAGCCACCUGUGGAAACAUCGUGUUGGAGACAGAAUCCGCUUCAGAGCACUAUCCCAGUUAUUGUAGAUGGCUGUUUUGUUAAUGAAGUGUAAAAGUGUACAUAAAGUUAUUGUAUAAAAUCC
Molecule: messenger RNA, 4773 nt
Organism: Fundulus heteroclitus (mummichog)
Lineage: Eukaryota; Metazoa; Chordata; Actinopteri; Cyprinodontiformes; Fundulidae
Gene: xpo4
Product: exportin 4
Exons: 24
Coding region: 45-3527 (1160 amino acids)
Biological process (GO): protein export from nucleus
Cellular component (GO): cytoplasm; nuclear pore
Molecular function (GO): nuclear export signal receptor activity
Source: RefSeq, a predicted model, not a curated record